Molecule: messenger RNA, 20862 nt
Organism: Coregonus sp. 'balchen'
Lineage: Eukaryota; Metazoa; Chordata; Actinopteri; Salmoniformes; Salmonidae
Source: the annotation of a GenBank genome assembly
GCUAAUUUAGAACCCGCCUACCUUCCCUGUCAAUCUCAACCGGAAAACUAGCGGUAUCACUGUAUUACAUUAUCCAUCUGGUCUACUCUCGGAAAAGUGGGUAAUUCUCGGGAAAUCAACAUGAAACGUCAUGGGUUUUUGUUCCAUUUGACAUUUAUUACCGCUUGUGUCCUUAUCGCUGCCAUCUGCUCAGUGAAAGGUGAGUCCCGUUUAUUUAGUUGGUUACCUCAUCCAACCCUAGCGCAAUAAUCUACAGUUAAAAACUAAUCCUUCAAAGGGACAAUCCGGAGUUCAAACAAUAACAAAGCAGAGACCCCACCACUUGUUUUGGUAAACAGCUGAAAGAUGUAGCUUGAGAAAUAUAACCACUCUCAAAUUCAUAGAUAGAGCUAUGGAUGCAAGGACUGACCAUCCAUGAGAUCAAAAUGAUAGUUUUAACCAUGUUUUGACCCUAUAGGCCUACAGUGUAUAUUUACAUGUACUUUGAUUACAAACAUUGGAGUAAAACAAGCUUAUAUUUUGAGUUCUGAUGAAGUUCAUGGAGAAUUUAUAAGUUAUAUUCUUCAAGAAUCAAUGGCUAUAUGUCAUUAAUUUAACAGUCCAAAAAUGGAUGUAGCAACUCCAGAUUGUCCCUUUAACGUCCAAGGACCUUAUAUGUUAUGUUUAGAGGUAAACUGGCUCUGGCAGCCAAAACAGCCAAAAACUCCAUCUAAACGUGAAUCGAUUCUUAAUUGCCAUAAGGUUCUAGAAACAUAAAGCCCUCUACUUUCAUAUCAGAUACAAAUUAUUUCACAAAUGUAAAAUAUGCACUUACUGUACAGUACACUGUUUUAACCGGUUUUAAAACAGUUGCAGGCAACAAUAUUUUUGAGUUACAACAAGUUUCUGGCAUCCUUCUUCUGUUACACACAGACAGGUUACACACAUGUUCAUAUUUUUAUCAUUUACCUGUAUUGAUUUUAUUUAGAUGACCAUUUUUCACUGUAAAAUAACCAAGCAAAGUACAGUAAUUGUCUGUAGCCCAACACUUCAUUAAUGUCAGAUGUAACUACUGAUUUUGCCUGUCACUCUCAUGUUAUGUCCAACUCUCUUGUAUUGACUGCUCUGGCCCAUACCGCUUGCAUCAGACACUUAUAAUGCAAUGUCCCAACUUGUCACCUGUAGGGCUCAGUGAAAAGGUUAAAUGUCACAGGAGAUGGACAUCCAAAUGUGGGCUGGAUGAUAAACAUAUUGGAUGAAAAAAUGUUAUUGUCACACUCUUUUUAAUCAGGAAACUGUCAUUUUCCUGUCAUGACUUUUUUUGUGUCGUCAAGUCUGUAAAAUGAAGGGAUGUCAGUUACUAUGAUCCAUGAUUAGUUUAUCAUUUAACUCUCUCCCUGCAUUGCUCAGCUGAGAAUUACGUUUGAAGUGUGCUUUCAGUCAAGUGAUUUUCCUUCUCCUCUCCUCAAACACCCUUUUCAAGCUCUGCUUUCAUCCAUCUUAUGCAUUUAAUUGUGUAAAUCAUAUUUUAAACGUUUAUCACAUAUCACCACUGAAAUUAUUUUGUCUGUCUAAUCUUAGUUUAAAAAAUCACUAGAAUUUAGACAGUGAAGAUUCUUUGCCUCAGACAAUUCCUCGAUCUAAUCCAAAGGGCUGUAUCUCUCUCAAAUGGUCUAAGUGAGUGCAGUUGUUCAGACCAUGGUUCUAGUGAUGACAACCCCCAUAAACCUAAAAGAUCAUCAAAGUUGGCGCUUCAUAAGUGUGAAGUGUAUUAUUUCAGUCCUGUCUGCUAUUUUUACAGCACCCUAAAGAGUCAAUGUAUGUAAUUGAACGCCUGACUCAGACAUACUGUUGCCAUGUGAUUUUUGAUGAUAGACUGUCAAGCCUGUAUUUAUAAAGGCUGUAUUUGUAAAGAUAUGGUUAGCAGCACAGGCUUAUGUUUAUUGACUACGAUCACAACAAGUGAUUCUUGUAACCAAUUACCCCCAAAAACACAAACAAAUGAAACGCACCCAUACCCAACACCACCAAAUGAAAUACACCCUGACUCUAACUACACAGUCCCAGAGCCAGAGUGUGACAGUACCCCCCCCCAAAGGCGCGGACUCCGACCGCGCCUACACCCAAAAAAUGGGGAGGGCUGGGUGGGUGUUGCUCCACGGAGGCGGCUCUGGCACUGGUCGUGGUCCCCACCCCACCAUAGUCACUACCCACUUAGGUAACCUCCUCCAACUGACCACCCAACACCCUAACCCACCUGGAUUAAGGGGCAGCACCGGACUAAGAGGCAGCACCGGACUAAGGGGCAGCACCGGACUAAGGGACAGCACCAGGAUAAGGGGCAGCACCGGACUAAGGGGCAGCACCGGACUAAGGGGCAGCACCGGACUAAGGGGCAGCACCGGACUAAGGGGCAGCACCGGACUAAGGGGCAGCACCGGACUAAGGGGCAGCACCAGGAUAAGGGACAGCACCUGGAUAAGGAGCAACACCGAGCUAAGGGGCAGCACCGGACUAAAUGGCGGAUCCUGGCUGGCUGGCUCUGGUGGAUCCUGGCUGGCUGGCGGAUCCCGGCUGGACGGCUCUGGCGGAUCCCGGCUGGACGGCUCUGGCGGAUCCCGGCUGGACGGCUCUGGCGGAUCCCGGCUGGACGGCUCUGGCGGAUCCCGGCUGGACGGCUCUGGCGGAUCCCGGCUGGACGGCUCUGGCGGAUCCUGGCUGGACGGCUCAUGGCUGGCUGACGGAUCUGGCUGCCCAUGGCUGGCUGACGGAUCUGGCUGCUCAUGGCUGGCUGACGGAUCUGGCUGCUCAUGGCUGGCUGACGGAUCUGGCUGCUCAUGGCUGGCUGACGGAUCUGGCUGCUCAUGGCUGGCUGACGGAUCUGGCUGCUCAUGGCUGGCUGACGGAUCCUGGGGACACACACAAGGCCUAGUGCGUGGUGCCGGAACUGGUGGUCCCGGGCUGAGGACACGCAUCUCAGGGCUAGUGCGGGGAGCAGCAACAGGACGCACAGGACUCUGGGGACACACCGGAGGCUUGGUGCGAAUAGCCGGAACGGGCUGGACCAGGCUGGCGACUCGCACCCCUGGUUUGGUGCGAGUGGCAGGAACAGGCCGGGCCGGGCUGGCGACGCACACCGUAGGCUCCGUACGUGGUACAGGAACCGGCCGGGCUGGGCUGGCGACGCACACCGUAGGUUUCCUACGUGACGCAGGGACAGGCCGGGCUGGGCUGGCGACGCACACCGUAGGCUUCGUACGUGGCGCAGGAACAGGCCGGGCUGGGCUGGCGACGCACACCGUAGGCUUCCUACGUGGCGCAGGGACAGGCCGGGCUGGGCUGGCGACGCACACCGUAGGCUUCGUACGUGGCGCAGGAACAGGCCGGGCUGGGCUGGCGACGCACACCGUAGGCUUCCUACGUGGCGCAGGGACAGGCCGGGCUGGGCUGGCGACGCACACCGUAGGCUUCGUACGUGGCGCAGGAACAGGCCGGGCUGGGCUGGCGACGCACACCGUGGGCUUGACGCGUGGAGUAGACACAGGCCGGUCCGUACUGGGAACACACACCACUGGCCUUAACCGGGGCUCAGGAACGGGCCGGACCGGACUGGUAACACACUUCAGUCUCUCACGCCGUGCCACAACAACUUCCCUCCCUCUACUCGCCAAUGGCUCCCGUACUCCGGUAGCCUUCUCUCCACGUCUACCUGUGGCAGCCUCCUGCUGCCCAGCCGCCCAAGCCAUGUGCCCCCCCCAAAAAAUUUCUUGGGGUUGCCUCUCGUCCACGGGCUUCCAGCCUCGACUCCGUGCUGCCUCCUCAUACCACCUCCUCUCGGCUUUCGCUGCCUCCAGCUCUUCACGAGGGCGGCGAUAUUCUCCCGGUUGUGCCCAAGGACCCUCUCCAGCCAGUAUCUCCUCCCAUGUCCACGAAUCCUUUAUAGGUGGAUACUGUUGCCGCUGGACACGCCGCUUGGUCCUUUUGUGGUGGGUUUUUCUGUCACGAUCGUCUGAAGGAGGAGACCAAUGCGCAGCGUUGUGAGUGAACAUGAUGACUUUAUUUAUCAAAGCGACCACGAAAAAACAACAAAAGACGAUACGUGAAGUUCUCUAUGACACCGACUGAACAUAGCACAAGGAAACAAAAACCCACAAACACAAGGUGAAAAACACACAGAAUAUAUAUGGCUCCCAAUCAGAGAUAACGAGCCGACAGCUGACACUCGUUACCUCCGAUUGGGAGUCAUUAACCAAUUACCAAAAACACAAACAAAUGAAACUCACCCAUACCCAACACCACCAAAACAACAUACACUCUAGCUCACAUACACAAGUCCUAGAGCCAGAGUGUCACAGAGGCAUGUUGUUUCCUCUAAAUCAUUGUAUAUUGAAAAGGAAGAAGAGGAAGAAUACUUCAUGUCCAUUUUCUUUUUGGAGAACAGAAAUAUACUUUUGUUACUCAACCCACCCCAAUGCACACACAGAAGGGUUGGAAGCACAGGGUCAGCCACUGCGCAGCACCCCUGGAGCAGAUGGCAGCUAGGGUAUUCAAUCCUCACCAGAUUUUUACUGUCCAGCCUGUGAUUCUAACCAGCAACCCUCCGCUUGCUGGCCUGCCUCUCUAACCCUUUAGUCUAACUGCCGCCCCCAAGCAGCCUCUGUUCUCUACUAGUCCUAAUGUACACACAGUAUACUGUAUCUCCAUAAGAUAUGCUUCACAGAAAGUGUGCCACAGGAAGUGUUUAAGAAGCUGUACCGAUGGAAUAGGAAAACAUCUGUAUGUGUUGUUAUCUGUUCCCACUGUAAAGCAGCAUUAUCGGCCUACAAAGGUGCUAUCUACAACUUAAAAGGGUUAUUCGGCUGUUCCCAUAGAACCUGGAUCUACGGGAUCGGUGUCCCAUAUACGGGACAGUUGAGCUAACGUGCGCUAAUGUAAUUAGCAUGACUGUUGUAAGUAACAGCAAACUUUCCAGGACAUAGACAUGUCUUAUAUGGGCAGAAAGCUUAAAUUAUUGUUAAUCUAACUGCACUGUCCAAUUUACAGUAGCUAUUACAGUGAAAAAAUACCAUGCUAUUGUUUGAGGAGCAGGUGGUAUACCUGGCUCAAGCCCCCUGACCCUCAACACACCUAGGUUGCGUUCCACUACUUAGACGUUGUCAGAUCUUACAACGCCUGGAUAGGUAUGUUACCUAUCAGAUAACCACAUCAAUCUGUCAGUCGAUGACACAGUCAAUGAAGUGGCACGCAGCAACCAUUGGUUGAUGCAUGCAACAUCUGAGCAGUGGAACGCGACCCUAGUGUUGUGUAAGUGUUGGUCAUUCCUGAAAUGAGGAAAAUGGGAAUCCAUAUUGAGGUACAGUUUAUCCCUGGUCUGUUUAUAAUCUAGGGCAGGGUUCUUCAAUUCCAGUCCUGGAGGGCCGAAACACCUCUGUUUUUCAUCCUCUCCUUCUAAUCAGGGGCUAAUUCAGACCUGGGACACCAGGUGAGUGCAAUUAACUACCAGGUAGAAAUAAAAAACAGAAGUGUUUCGGCCCUCCAGGACCGGAAUUGAAGAACCCUGAUCUAGGGAAUCCUGCAUUCUUUUAGUCUGGCAGACAAACACAUUGUGUUAGUGAAGUAAAGCACAGAGGGAGGUGAGAAUGAAAUGCACGGUCCAUUUAACAUGUCAGUGUGUCUGUCUGGACCCAGAGCAAUUAUCUUUGGCUAGUUCUCAUGACAGACUGUUAACAUAGCUGACCAGCCUGCACGCAAGAUUAGGUUCUUGGUUCCGAGAUUAAUCUUUGGCUGUGUUUAAAUGUGUUUCUUAGUAUCCAAGCAGCAGGAAAAGCAGAACAUAAGUCAUUUUACACACACACACUUCAUUACCUCUACUUGAAUAGCUGACAAUUGGUGAAAUAAACUGAAACAGGUUGAUACCAUUGAUGAUUUAUUGUCAUGAACCAUAAACUCAAAGACAGGUAUGUCACUUCUGUGGCCUUUUCCACUCCCUCAAUUUCCUGAGUGUAAUCAACAGAGGAAUUUGACUAGUUUUACCCUAACGAAGAUUUCAAGACCCCACUGUCAACAUUUGACAACAUGACUCCAAUACACUCUUAGAAAAAAAGGUUCCAAAGGGGUUCUUCGGCUGUCUCCAUAAGAUAACCCUUUUUGGUUCCUGGUAGAAUCCUUUUGGGUUCCAUGUAGAACCAUGGAACCCAAAAGGAUUCUACCUGGAACCAAACGGGUUCUACAUGGAACCCAAAAGGGUUCUGCCUGGAACCAAAUGGGUUCUACCUGGAACCAAAAAGGGUUCUUCAAAGGGUUCUCCUAUGGGGACAGUCAAAGAACCCUUUAAGGUUCUAGAUAUCACCUUUUUUUCUAAGAGUAUAGGAACGUCCACAAAAUCAUUAAAUGCCUUUAACUUGAAAUGCCUCAUAUACUUUCAAUAUAACGCUUUCUCUCACCCCUUUGUCAGCUCCACAAAGGAAGUGUUUUAACGCUGGUGAUCAUGCUGUAUCAUGUCUGUUGUCAAUUGGUUGUAAAGCCAGUAUGCUCACUACAAAAGGUUGACAGAGGCUGCAAAACCUGUUGAUGGAUAGAACAGCACAGGUGAGUGAUGGGAGGAGUGAGAUACCCACCAUGCAGCACUCUACAUUACAUAGACCAGGGUAUCUAAAAUGCGUACCAAGUGUGUAAAUACAGCAAGUAUACCUGUAGCUGUAUAAUAGGCUACUUAGCAAUACUUGACAGGGAGCAUACAAACUGUUUUUCUCAAGCAGGGAGCUUGUUCAUGAUUGUCAAAGCUAAUGACCAUUCUAAGCUCACCUCUUCAAACUCCUGUAUGUCGUUGAACCUUCCCAUUGUAAAGCAAGUAUGAUUCUGUUUUAUGAAUUGGAAUAGUAUGCUGGUAUGUCAUAGAGGACUGUAGGGUCACUCUUGGCUUAGUGGAACUACGAAACCACCUGUCUCCCACUGGAUGUUCCUGCCCUCUCCCUUCCUGGUCUCAUGUGCUAUGUAAGUCAGCACUUAGGCCCUCUGUGGCCUCCUAGCUAACAUUUGCCCUCAGCAUCACCACAUCUCCUUUGUGUUCAUGGAGGGAAACAACUCUCGUUAGAGUGCCAGUGCCUGUAUUCACAAAGUGUCUCAGAAUAGGAGAGCUGACCUAGUAUCAGGUCCUCCCUGCCCAUGUAAUCUUAUUCAUUAUACUGACCCUAGAACAGCACUCCUACUGUGAGACGCUUUGUGAAUACAGGGCCAGGAGACCAGGGAAGUCCCUUAUCAAGCCUCCAACUCUUCAUGCUAUGAUGUAAGAUAUGCUUGAUCACAUGUAAUGGAGAGGCCAUUGAGGUGAGGUGUGACUGCCUUUUGACACAGAGAUUGUCAAAUUGUCCAAAACAUGGCAGGUGUAUGGAGGCUCCAUAUUGUGCCUUUAUGGGACCACUCUGUGACACUCCUCUCUCUUUCUCUCCUCCCCUCUCUCUCUCUCUCUCUCUCUCUCUCUCUCUCUCUCUCUCUCUCUCUCUCUCUCUCUCUCUCUCUCUCUCUCUCUCUCUCUCUCUCUCUCUCUCUCUCUCUCUCUCUCUCUCUCUCUCUCUCUCUCUCUCUCUCUCUCUCUCUCUCUCUCUCUCUCUCUCCCCCGCUUCCAGGGGAUUACUGUGAAGUGAAUCUCUGCCAUAACGGAGGGACGUGUGUGACCGGGGUGGGGGAGGACCCAUUCAUCUGUAUCUGUGCUGAUGCUUUUACUGGAGACACCUGCCACCUCAAUGAGACUGGUAAGGAGGAGUAGAGCUAGCCAAAUAUGGUCAAGGCAGGUCAAUGAGACUGGUAAGGAGGAGUAGAGCUAGCCAAAUAUGGUCAAGGCAGGUCAAUGAGACUGGUAAGGAGGAGUAGAGCUAGCCAAAUAUGGUCAAGGCAGGUCAAUGAGACUGGUAAGGAGGAGUAGAGUUAGCCAAAUAUGGUCAAGGCAGGUCAAUGAGACUGGUAAGGAGGAGUAGAGUUAGCCAAAUAUGGUCAAGGCAGGCGGAUGUAUUUACAAAGCUUUGAGUUUCAAAUGGGACAAUUCAAUAUACUCAGUAUACUGAGAUUUUGGUCUUGUCACUUCACUUUGAGAAGCAAAGCUAAUUUCUUGGACUGGCACCCAGGCGCUUGCUUCCAUUUCUGUUAAUUAAACCUUACUGUUUUUCAUUAAAUGAAAGCAUAUACUUGAUUUUUUUCCUGGAGCAUGUCCCAUCUUUAUAAUUAAUCAAUUCUCCCUAAGGUCCCUGCAUUCCCAACCCCUGCAGGAAUGAUGGGUCGUGUGAGGUCAUCACUCCGACCAGACGAGGAGACAUGUUCAGCGAAUACGUGUGUAAAUGCCAGCCUGGCUUCGAGGGCGUGCACUGCCAGAUCAGUAAGUACCUUACCUGUGACUGUACCUGUUCUGUCGUAAUUCGCCCUGCCAACCCGGGCUUUCCUUCCUUCAGGUAAUCACAGAUCUGAAUUGGUUGGUUGGAUUGGUGAAAGUAAUAGGGUGGUGACCUUGCUUACAGCUAUCCAAUCAUUUAUAGAUAUGUACUUACCUCAAGGAAACCAGGAAGGAUUCAUUUCUGAAGUAGUCGAACAUGGCCAACAUGUCUGUGCUACUCUGCGUUUCCCCUAGAUUGUUGUCUUAAGAUACAUUUUUAAAUAGAAAACAAUUCAUGCCAAAUUGUUUUAGAUGAGGAGAACCAGCUUGCCUUGGGUAGGGUCCACUACCCCAAUCCUAACUUCCACCAUUACAGUCAAAACAACAAACUGACAGACUGAAUGGUGUGUCAUGGCAGGCAUUACUAACAUUAACGGCUGUUAAAGUUGGAAACACCUGAGACAUUUUCCACUCUGUGCAUGAGUGUAAGAGAGCAUUGUGGUGAGCUCAUGAUUCAUGAAAGACUUUCAUUCAGCAUGUUGGAGAGCUGUUGGCUAAUGAGGAAAUGGCAACCCACCCAAGCCUCUUAGUGUGAAAAAAUGCUUUUCAGCCAUUUUGACUAAAUGCAGCAUGACUGGGUGUAUCGUGGAUAUGAAUCUCUUUUCAAACGUUGUAUUUGUGUGUUACUGCUUGGAUGGCAAGAUAUCUUCUAUGUGAUCUCAGCUUUUGAAGAAGUUGUGCUUUAGCUCUUUAGCCUUCACUGGUGGUCCAAUCUGGUCCUUACUUUUUAAAAUCAUUAUAAAUAUGUGAGUAGCACAGAAAGGAUCUUACAUGGAGCAGAAUGGAGUAAAACUUUAUUAUCCACAUAAUAUGGAAAUGUCCCUUUGGCUUCACACUAUGACAUAACUGUAACAUGACAUUAAAGGGGCAAUCUGCAUUAAAUCCAUCCAUCUUUAGACUUUUAAAAUGAAUUGUAUGUACCCAUUGCCUCGUGAGUCGUACCAUGUUAGAGGCCAAAAUAUAAGCUUAUUUUACUCCUUUGUUUGUAAACAAUGUAAUUGUGGUCAAAUACUGUAUAGCCUAAAAACAUGGUUAAAACUAUCAUUUUGAGAUCAUGUAUGCACAGUCCUUGUAUCCAUAGCUCUGUCCAUGAAUUAGAAAUGUGUUGAUUUCUCCAGCCCCUUCCCUCAGCUGUUAACCAAAACAGCAGCUGGGUGGCUUUGUUAUUGUUUCAAACUGCAGAUUGCCCCUUUAAAAACAGUGAUGUCAUUUUGAUGACAUUUACAAUAUUUAUUUGGAUAUCAAAAACCUAAGAAUGAGUGUUCUAAACCCUUCUAUGGUGAGGAGGAGUAACUCUGCCUGCAGUGCAUCCAAGGGACACACCCAGGAUGUGGUGAAGCGUGGGCUGGCGAUUGAUGGGCUUUAAAUACUGUGUGUGUGUGUGUGUGUGUGUGUGUGUGUGUGUGUGUGUGUGUGUGUGUGUGUGUGUGUGUGUGUGUGUGUGUGUGUGUGUGUGUGUGUGUGUGGGUGCGUGCGUGCGAGAAAGCGAGAAAGCGAGAGAGAGAGAGAGAACACUGACUGGCCAGAACAAUGCAUUCUGAAAGUAUUGGAUCCUGUUUGAAUAGUUUCUAAAUGCAUAAUUCCAUCCUUCCUUUCUUGGAGCAAACACUGAUCCAACAAAAUUGGAUACGUAACAGGCAACAGCCUGGGUUCCACCACAUAGCUUUCACCAAUCUACACUGUAAAAAAUGCAAGAAAUCCAUGUAGCUUAAAUAUCCAAAUUGGCUGGAUUUAAAAUGUGGAAAUUGUUGAGCUGACAUGGAAUACUCUACUAACCUAAUAAUUUCUGCUCAGUGUGAGCUGAAUUUGAAAAACAAUGUUGUUUGAACUUAAAUAUUUGAGUUGUAAUGCGUCAUAUUUCAGCCUCUAAAAUAUAUGUUAUAAUGAUAAACUGGUCCCUGACAAAAAAAUAAAUAAAGUAAAAUGGAACUUGCAAAGGCAAAAAAUUCAACUCACGAUGGGCAUAAAUCAUGUCAGCUCAACAAUUUCCCCAUUUUAAGUUCAGCCAACUUGGAUAUUUAUGUUCAUUGGACUAUUCCUAAGUUGCAUGUUUUGUGUGUACAAGCUUUCACCAGAUUUUCUCUAACACCCCCUCUAGCCAGCCAGGAACUCUCUCUCUGAGGCACCUUUACAGCAAUUAGCCAUGGUCCACUGUAAUCUCAGAAGGCUUUAGCAGAGCAAGGAGACUGCUGCCAGUCCUGCUCUCUACACAGUAGGCCUAGCUAUUGAGAGCCCCAGGGCUAGUUGAGUCAGUAGUUGCCUUCUCAUGAAAACAAACUGAUAUUCAUGCAUGGACUGGUAAAAAAGUGUCUAAUACUUCACAUUCCAGAUUAGGAUCUAGGAGGCUAAUGCCACCAUAACCCUUGUCCUUUCCAUUCAUAUCCUUGGUUUGUCCAAGUCUUCCAUUGAAAGUCCAGAAUCUGAUUGAAAAACCAGGCGCGCUGAUGCGACUACAAAACUGUAGAUGAUUCAUAGUAUAUUUAUAACCUCUAACUGCUAGUCUGACCACCUAUUGCAGUGUUAUUGCUGUCUGGUUGUCACCAACCACAUUUGUUCUUGUUCUACCAGACGUCAUAGUUUUUAUAGGCCUCUAGGUAGGGUGGAUCUCAGUACUGUCUUGUCACUCCAUCGUUUGGCACCAACAUGGCUGGAAUACUCCUGCUUGGCUAGUGGUUGGAUGUACUGCUGUUUGUUAUGGACCACAUUAUUCUAGAAUCUUCUGCCCUUCCUUCUAAGAAUGGAUCAGACCAGUCUUCACCUUCUGUCAGUGUCCCUGUCUGCCAUAGACACAGACACAUAGAGACACAUGCAGGUGCACACACACACACACACACACACACACACACACACACACACACACACACACACACACACACACACACACACACACACACACACACACACACACACACAUACACACACACACACACACACACACACACACAGUCUAAAGAUACACCUAGGCCAUCUAAUCUACCUAAUCAAGGUCAGAGAUGUUUUUUACUGUGCAUGCACGUGCUUGUAUUUCUCAGUGUGGGUGUGUGUGUUGUCACGGCGUUGAACGGAAUGGGUUUUAGAGUUGGGACCAAUCCUCUUAGAGUUAACGGGAACAGCAGCUAAACAGAAGAUGUGUUGUUAAAGUGCUGUCUGCCCCGUAGAUUACAACCUGGAAGUGGCUCCGAGGGACACUUAGACUGAUAUAAACACAGUUUUCAACCACUGUGUUUGCUGUUUAUGGCCUAUUUUUGAAUUCCAGGGAUGAGUAAUUACAAUAUCAAGAUGUUUUAGCUCUGUGGUUACCUAACAUUUCUGUCCUAUGACCCACCAAACCAUUUUGGAAUUUUCCUGUGACCCACGGGCACUGAAUGAACAAAGCAGAUUUUUUAAGGUCCUAGAUCGAAUCAGUGAUGACUCACUAGCGGGUACCGGCCCACCAUUUGGGAAAAACUGUUUUAUGUAAAAAUGUAAAUACUGUUUUAUCUGACAACAAUAAUCACUUAUAAAAUUCCCCUGACAGCAAUGGCUUUGUUGAAGAAUUGUUGUUGUUGUUGUUCAGAUGACUAGAUUAAAGAACAAUGAGUGUAUUCACUAAGAACCAAACGGAACCAAACAGAAGCAAACGGGGAGGGACCUACCAAUGUUUUCUGUUGCAAAACGUUUUGCUAUGGUUUUCUAUGGUGUGAACUAAUGAAUACACCCCAGGUAUAAGUCCAUGCUAUUUAUAAUACAAGUGAGCCCCCUGGUGGGGGACUAGAAAGAGCUGCAGUAGUGGACAGACUACCACAGACUACUCCCAGAUCACCUCACCCUGCAGGCACAACAUAGAACACACCCAAAACCACAACCCUGCCCUUCACCUGUGGUAAUUAAUGUUCUGGCCCCAAAGUUGCCCCCAGCUGUGCCCCUGUCAUCACCCCUGUGUCUUAGAGAACACACCUGCAGAGAGGCAUUAUGGAGCCACACUGGAGGUACUGUGGUGCUUCAAGGUUCACCCACCUGGCUGAUUAGCCUGCAUGUAGUCUUACUACUGGGCUAUAUCUGACCUACCUUUGGGGUAUAAGUGUCCUGCAUUUAACCAUCAGGGACUGUGUUCUCUCCUGCUCAGGUCCAGGCAGUGUUUUAGAUGUCAGACCCAGUGGGCAGAACUGGUUCAUUCGGAUGUAUUUUCAAUCGUUAUGGUCCGGUUGUAUAGAGCAACCAAGAAAAUUAUAUAUGUAGUUAUCUGACCAGAUAAGGGCAACAAUAUUUCAUCUUUCCCAGACAUCUUGAUGUCUUCAUGAAAAAAAUCCAUCCAGAAAAGCAGUUUAGAACAAGAUGUGUCAUUAUGAAGUCCCAUGCCAGAUUCCUAUGUUAGGACAAGGUGUAUUAUGACAUGCGCAACUUCUAUAUAACUGUGUCUAUCUCUUGUGCUUGUCCUGUCUAGAUGUGAAUGACUGUGAGAACCAGCCAUGUAAGAACGGCGCGAUGUGUCGAGAUCUGGAUGGUGACUACACCUGCCUGUGCCCUUCACCCUACGUUGGGAAGCAAUGCCAGCUCCGUAAGUAUAGGGCAGGGGAAUCACUGCAUAGUAGAGAUUGAAACAUGUCUACAACUCUGCGUAUUACAACUUAUGAACUGUCUCUCUUUGUACUUUAAGUCACAACCAGUAUGUCCAUAUUAGAGAUUAUAAUCUGUUUAUGUCUCUUUAUAAGACGUUGUAACGUAUGUAUGUCUGUGUAUGUGUUUGUUCCAGGUUGUAUCUCUCUGAUGGGGAUGGAGGGAGGAGAAAUCGUAGAGUCUCAGAUCUCGGCCUCCUCUGUGCACUAUGGCAUUAUGGGUCUUCAGCGCUGGGGUCCAGAACUGGCCCGGCUCAACAACCAGGGCAUGGUCAACGCCUGGACCGCCGCCAACCACGACAAGAACCCCUGGAUGGAGGUUAGAGAACCAAGACAGUUUAGUAAAUAAUCACUUGUUGUGGUAAACGUGUUGUGGUGAAGUAUCCACUGUUUCUCAAAUGGUGGGCCAGAACCCACUGGUGGACCGUGGCCAGCUCCUCAUGGGUCCAGCCUCAACUUUGUCUUGAAACAUGCUGUUUACUUUAUGAAGUCACUCAAUUUGGCGUCUCUAUGGACAUUGUCAUGGAAAAGAAAUGAAAGCCUUUUUGGAUUUGUCUGAAUGAUGGCCUCCAGCUCUAGUACAGUCUAAGCAUGCAGCACACAUAUAAACAGACAUGGACUGUACACUCUCAGAACAAACGGUGCUAUCUAGAAUAUACAAGUGUUCUUCAGCUGUUCACAUAGGAGAACCCUUUGAAGAACCCUUUUUGGUUCCAGGAAGAACCCUUUUGUGUUCUAUGUAGAACCCUUUCUAGCUGUAACAAAAACAAAAUAUCCUUUGGGGACAACUGAAGAACCCUUUUGGAACCCUUUUUUCUAAGAGUGUAUCAUCUAAAUCCAAGUGGGGAGGAUGAUUAGUGGUUUUACCCCUGUCUGACCUCUCUCUGACCUCUGAUUCUAGAUCAACAUGCAAAAGAAGAUGCGCCUAACUGGCAUCAUCACCCAGGGUGCCAGUCGAAUGGGCAUAGCUGAGUACAUUAAAGUCUUUAAAGUGUCUUCCAGCUUUGAUGGUAAGACCUACACUCCCUACAGACCAGAGGGACAGCGGAAGGACAAGGUGACUUUACAAUAUGAGUUUACCAUAGUAAUAGUCAUUUAUAGUCAGUGACUCAGUGUGAGUUAAUUUAAAUAGUUGCCUAAUUUCCUACAGUCAAAGUAACUGAUAAAGGGUCAGAUAUUUUUCAUCCUCUUAAUGGUUAAGGUCAGAAUUGUGGGAGGUUUAAGCUGUUCCUAGAUCUGUUCCUACUGGCAUGUUUUACUUGGAGCUGUACAGUAGCUCCCACAUGAAUGCCUAUAACAACGUGGAGACCUCACUUCUGUGCCCUGUGCCCCAGGUGUUUGUGGGUAACAUUGAUAAUGACAGCACCAAGACCAACCUGUUUGACCCUCCCAUCGUGGCCCAGUUCAUCCGCGUCAUUCCCGUGGUGUGUCGCAAGGCCUGCACCCUACGUAUGGAGCUGGUGGGCUGUGAGCUCAAUGGUAAACAGACCCCUCUACAAGGGAAAACAGAGAGGAAAGACAACUAGGCUGCAUCUCAAUAGUCUUACUUGGCUUCCUUUCCACCUCGUCUCCUCGCCUUUAUCUGCACCAAUCUGGAAACUCAGGACAGGUGAUAGAAAUAUGGUCUGGCUAUUUGCUGUCUUGUUUUUUACAUCAGAUGACCAUAAGGAGAUAAAGAAAGGAGGCCACUUCAGACUAUUGAGAAAAGAAUUGUAAAGAAAACCCCAUUCAAAUCCCCAGGGACAUUCAGGGUCCUCUGCCUGAACCAGAAAUAGACCUUGAGAAAACGUACAAACCCCACCAAGUAAAAGGCAUUAAGUUGGGUACAUACGGGCUCGUUGUGUUGACACUGUGGCUCUUCAGUCCAGCUUGCUGACAAUAACAGGAGUUUGUUUAGAUGGCCAAACACGGGUCUAGAUUUAGUUAUGGUUAGACUACAUAGGGAAUGGUUUGGCCAGCAUUCAGAGGGAGACCCAUGCCGUGCAACAAUGGAGACGGAAUUCCUGACAAAAACACCACCCAUACACACAUGCACACACACCAGGUCCAUAUGUGUUCCCAGCCCCACCCUAUUACUCAGUGUGGAUACAGCUAUAGUUCAAAUUGCCUUGCUGCUAGGAAGGCUGUUGGAUUCCCUCACUUUUCCUAUUCCCCAUUAUUUUCCUAUUCCCUGCCUCACCUUUCCUAUUCAUUUCAAAACCUCCUUUAUACAAAUUAUAUUAGUUUAUUAUCAAUAUCUGUCUGGGACUUUUCAUUCCCUGCUUUCAUUACUUUGUCUUAUUAUUGACUUUCUGUACUGUGCCUAUACACAGGAAAUAAUCUGGCAUACCUACCUGUCCUUCACUGAUUAUGUCAUGCUACCUGUCCUACACUGUUUAUGUAAUGCUACCUGUUCUACACUGUUUAUGUCAUGUUACCUGUCCUACACUGUUUAUGUCAUGUUACCUGUCCUACACUGAUUAUGUCAUGCUACCUGUUCUACACUGUUUAUGUCAUGUUACCUGUCCUACACUGUUUAUGUAAUGUUACCUGUCCUACACUGUUUAUGUAAUGUUACCUGUCCUACACUGUUUAUGUCAUGUUACCUGUCCUACACUGUUUAUGUAAUGCUACCUGUUCUACACUGUUUAUGUCAUGUUACCUGUCCUACACUGUUUAUGUAAUGUUACCUGUCCUACACUGUUUAUGUAAUGUUACCUGUCCUACACUGUUUAUGUAAUGCUACCUGUUCUACACUGUUUAUGUCAUGUUACCUGUCCUACACUGUUUAUGUAAUGCUACCUGUUCUACACUGUUUAUGUCAUGGUGUCAAUAUACAAAUCAAUCCAUCAAUCAGUAAGUAGCUAAUCUGCAUGCUUUGAGCUGCAGUGGCGGCUGGUGGAGGGAGAAAUUAGGAGGACGGGCUCUUUGAAAUGUACUCCACUGAGUGGGUGGUUCUUCACUUGGGUGUGAUCAUUGGUUUCUCUCUAUUGGUUUUCUGUCUUUCACCUCUGCUCCUUCCCUGUCCAUCAUUGUCUCUCUGCUGUUUCGUUUACAGUGUAUUCCAACACGACAGGUUGCUCUGAGCCAAUGGGCAUGAAGUCCCGCCUCGUCUCUGACGGACAGCUCUCGGCGUCCAGUGCCUUCCGCACCUGGGGCAUUGACGCCUUCACCUGGCACCCACAGUUCGCCCGGCUAGACAAACAGGGCAAGACCAACGCCUGGUCCCCAGCCACUAACAACCGCUCAGAGUGGCUACAGGUGAGACUGACUCCACCAGCACUAAUAGAAUGAUGAGAUCUCCUCUUUUAAAGGGAAUAGCUAGCUAUAUAAGUUUAAAAAAUGAAUGUACCAAUCCCAGAUUGGGAAAGGGUGAUACCUAGUCAGUUGUACAACUGAAUCCAUUCAACUGAAAUGUGUCUUCCGCAUUUAACCCAACCCCUCUGAAUCGGAGAGGUGCAGAGGGCUGCCUUAAUCGACGUCCACGUCAUCAACGCCUGGGGAACAGUGGGUUAACUGUCUUGCUCAGGGGCAGAACGACACAUUUUUACCUUGUCAGCUCGGGGAUUCGAUCCAGCAACCUUUCGGUUACUGGCCCAACACUUCUACCCACCAGGCUACCUGCCCUUUUAAACUGUGCUCUUUAACAAAGGAUUACAGGUAGCACUUUAUUUUACGGUUUGGAAAUGACUAGGUAAUUACUUGGAAUGUACUUGGUAAAAUGAUAUUCAUACAGUAAUAACCCAUGACUUACUUGAUUGUGUCUUUAGAAUGGGAACUUUUAGGUACCAGGUAAUUCCCAGUUGUGUUAAAUUAGUUGUAGUACGUACCAGAAUGUACAGAUUGUUACCACAUUGUUUCUUAGUAAAUACCAUACAAAUAUCAAUGGAAACAGUGCAACCUUAGAGGAAGGGUCACUUUCUCUUCCUAAUAUGAUUUGUAAAACAAAAAGUAAUGGACAUUUUUAUCAUCCUUGUGGGAUUCUGAUACAUCUGCUCUUGCUUCAUACUGUUUUAUAUGAUGAAACAGCUAUUCAAUAUUGGGCACAAAUUGUGGGGGGAAACAGACAUCAGGGAUAGGAGUCUGACAUAUGUUUACGCAGUAUCUUUGUUUAUAAACUUCUUAUUCUGAAAAGUGAAUCCAUUCCUGUGAGGGGAGUCUACCUGGUAGUAGUUGUAGGUUUUUAUGACACUGAUGAAGGCCAGAUGGGCGAAAUGUUUGAAAUGGAUUAAACAUUUUCCUUUUUUCACCUGAAAUCGAUGUGUGUGAACCGUCCUUCUCUUUUCUACUAUGGUUUUCAUACAAUACCCAAGACACGUUUUGUGAUUUUAUUUGACCUUGGGAAAAGAGCUACUUCAAAAUACAGGGUUCAUUGAAUUGAGCCCUGAGGUAUUCCCUCAUCAUUAAUCUGGUCUAUAUGUUACUGUCCUCUCCUCCAUGAUCCUGUCCCAGGUGGACCUGGAGAAGACCAAGCAUCUGACAGGCAUCAUCACCCAGGGGGCUAAGGACUUUGGGGUGGUGCAGUUUGUGUCCGCCUUCAAAGUGGCCUACAGCGACGACGGACAUGCCUGGAACCUGGUGAAGCAUGAGAACACUAACACAGAGAAGGUCAGUGAACCAUUUCUCAAAAUGUAUUCUCAUAUAUUGGAGCUCCCCAACAAAAUAUGUAUUUUUCAGCCUCAUAGUUCUGAUAGGCUUAACUAGCUUCCUUUCCUUGUCUCCUCUCCUUCAUCGCCACUGAUCUUACAGUGAGGGAAAAAAGUAUUUGAUCCCCUGCUGAUUUUGUACGUUUGCCCACUGACAAAGAAAUGAUCAGUCUAUCAUUUUAAUGGUAGGUUUAUUUGAACAGUGAGAGACAGAAUAACAACAAAAAAAUCCAGAAAAAUGCAUGUCAAAAAUUUUAUAAAUUGAUUUGCAUUUUAAUGAGGAAAUAAGUAUUUGACCCCUCUGCAAAACAUGACUUAGUACGUGGUGGCAAAACCCAUGUUGGCAAUCCCAGAGGUCAGACGUUUCUUGUAGUUGGCCACCAGGUUUGCACACAUCUCAGGAGGGAUUUUGUCCCACUCCUCUUUGCAGAUCUUCUCCAAGUCAUUAAGGUUUCGAGGCUGACGUUUGGCAACUCGAACCUUCAGCUCCCUCCACAACUUUUCUAUGGGAUUAAGGUCUGGAGACUGGCUAGGCCACUCCAGGACCUUAAUGUGCUUCUUCUUGAGCCACUCCUUUGUUGCCUAGGCCAUGUGUUUUGGGUCAUUGUCAUGCUGGAAUACCCAUCCACGACCCAUUUUCAAUGCCCUGGCUGAGGGAAGGAGGUUCUCACCCAAGAUUUGAUGGUACAUGGCCCCAUCCAUCGUCCCUUUGAUGCGGUGAAGUUGUCCUGUCCCCUUAGCAGAAAAACACCCCCAAAGCAUAAUGUUUCCACCUCCAUGUUUUACGGUGGGGAUGGUGUUCUUGGGGUCAUAGGCAGCAUUCCUCCUCCUCCAAACACGGCGAGUUGAGUUGAUGCCAAACUUCAGACGGGCAUGUAUAUGUGCUUGAGCAGGGGGACCUUGCGGGCGCUACAGGAUUUCAGUCCUUCACGGCGUAGUGUGUUACCAAUUGUUUUCUUGGUGACUAUGGUCCCAGCUGCCUUGAGAUCAUUGACAAGAUCCUCCCGUGUAGUUCUGGGCUGAUUCCUCACCGUUCUCAUGAUCAUUGCAACUCCACGAGGUGAGAUCUUGCAUGGAGCCCCAGGCCGAGGGAGAUUGACAGUUCUUUUGUGUUUCUUCCAUUUGUGAAUAAUCGCACCAACUGUUGUCAUCUUCUCACCAAGCUGCUUGGCGAUGGUCUUGUAGCCCAUUCCAGCCUUGUGUAGGUCUACAAUCUUGACCCUGACAUCCUUUGAGAGCUCUUUGGUCUUGGCCAUGGUGGAGAGUUUGGAAUCUGAUUGAUUGAUUGCUUCUGUGGACAGGUGUCUUUUAUACAGGUAACAAACUGAGAUUAGGAGCACUCCCUUUAAGAGUGUGCUCCUAAUCUCAGCUCGUUACCUGUAUAAAAGACACCUGGGAGCCAGAAAUCUUUCUGAUUGAGAGGGGGUCAAAUACUUAUUUCCCUCAUUAAAAUGCAAAUCAAUUUAUAACAUUUUUGACAUGUGUUUUUCUGGAUUUUGUUGUUGUUAUUCUGUCUCUCACUGUUCAAAUAAACCUACCAUUCAAAUUAUAGACUGAUCAUUUCUUUGUCAGUGGGCAAACGUACAAAAUCAGCAGGGGAUCAAAUACUUUUUUCUCUCACUGUAUCUGUUAGAUGAUAUAAGUCUACCCAGCUAUUUCAGUGUUCAUAAAGGAAAGGAGAGGAAGCCAUUUAGAAGUAAAGAAACACAGACAUACUCUAAUCUUUUUUACCAUUACUAUUUGUAUUCGACAGUAGGGAUAAGGGGUUUUGCAAACCUCUGCACAGUUUGUUGACAUGAGUUGGGACCUUAGUGUGUUUUUCGUGCCAAUUGACGGACCCCCUCUCUGGACCCCCACCCUGUGUGUGGAGUGUAUCCCCUGGUCCUCUGUGUGAAUGAUCUCUUUACUUCCUGUUUUGCCCCUGGCUGGAACAGUGCUAGUGACGCUCGCCCCUGUAGCCCCCUCUCUGUGUGGGAUAGUGGAAUAGGAGAGGCCCAUCUUCACCCCCAUGGGAGUACUGCAAACAACGGGCUGAUAAUUAAAUGACCCUCAGUGACGUAUAAAUAACCUUCAAUCUUUUCAUUGAGUGUAGACCCUUGACAUUAUAUGACGUAGCCAGGGGCUUCCUCAGAGGGACUGGGAGGGGAGUUGUGUUUGGCUCAUAAGGCUGUCAUCAUGAAUGAGGUCAUAGUUCAGACCGAUUUACAGCCCCUGAUGGGAGGCCUCAGACAUUGACCUUUGACCUUUACAUAUCGGUUCAUAUCAGAUCUGUCCUCCCAUUCAGUAGUACCAUUAAAAAUUAGUGUUUCAAUGAAUAUGGUGAAUAUUUAAGUUUAUCUGAACAAUAACUGUUACACACAUGAAGUAAUGUCUACACAGUUGGGUAGGAGAUUGAAAAACUGAAGUGAACCUUGAGAAGGACUCCCACACACAAAAAAAAUACAUUUCAUGAGUCCCUUUCAACAUGCAUAUUUAAAUAUAGACAUAUUUGUUCAGAUGGUUCAGAUGGGUGGUCCUCUGUAGCUCAGCUGGUAGAGCACAGCGCUUGUAACGCCAAGGUAGUGGGUUUGAUCCCCGGGACCACCCAUACACCAAAAAAAAAUAUGCACGCAUGACUGUAAGUCGCUUUGGAUAAAAGCGUCUGCUAAAUGGCUUAUUAUUAUUAUUAUUAUUAUUAUUAUUAUUAUUAUUAUAUUAUAGAUGUAGAAUUAUUCACACCAUACAACAGAUAUGGUAGUUAGCCAUUGACCAUUGAUGUGUGUGUGUUCCUUGACAGAUAUGGUAGUUAACCAUUGACCAUUGAAGUGUGUGUGUUCCUUGACAGAUAUGGUAGUUAACCAUUGACCAUUGAUGUGUGUGUGUUCCUUGACAGAUAUGGUAGUUAACCAUUGACCAUUGAUGUGUGUGUGUUCCUUGACAGAUAUGGUAGUUAACCGUUGACCAUUGAUGUGUGUGUGUUCCCUGACAGAUUUUCCAAGGCAACAUUGACAACAACAUGCAUAAGAAGAACCUGUUUGAGCCUUCGUUCUACGCCCGCUAUGUGCGCGUUGUGCCCUGGGAGUGGCACGAGCGCAUCACCCUGCGCAUGGAGCUGCUGGGCUGUGACUACUAGAACUACAUUACCCAUAAUCCACCAGUGCUCCACAAAGCCCUCCACCCAGUCUCCAUACCGUACCUGUCCACACGUGACCGACACUGGAAUCAGUCACACCUUCCUCUGCACCAGGACAUAGAAAUCGAA